Molecule: messenger RNA, 5020 nt
Organism: Cottoperca gobio
Lineage: Eukaryota; Metazoa; Chordata; Actinopteri; Perciformes; Bovichtidae
Gene: rexo1
Product: REX1, RNA exonuclease 1 homolog
Cellular component (GO): nucleus
Molecular function (GO): nucleic acid binding; exonuclease activity
Source: RefSeq, a predicted model, not a curated record
ACAUGGCGCCGUAGGGACGUUGUUAUUGUUCCGUCGCUUCUUCAACCUCUCGCAGUACGACGAACUACGCAGAUAAACGGCCGAGCGUGUUCGUGCGGUUAUGAUAGGAACGUCUCGAGAUAAUGCUAAGAUCUACCGGCUUCUUCCGAGGGCUUGACUGCCCAUUUUACACGGAAUACAGCGAGGGAAAAGGCAGCAGAAAUGGGUGUAACAGACCGUACUGUCACUUCAGGCACAGCCAGCAGAGACGGGCGUCCUACGGAGCUCCAGCAGAUGUUAAAAAGCAAAGAGACCUCCACUCCGCACAUAAAGAACAAGGUUAUGAUCCCUUCAACCCAGAAGUGGUGAGGCCCCAGGAGCAGCAGAAUGGAAAGCAGGCUGCUUCAGGAGACCUAGUGGUGCAGCUGGAUCUGGUCAACAAGGCCAUCGAGGAGGUCCGCAGCGAGGUGGAGAGGGAGAAAAGGAAGCUCUCUCGCAUUGGGGAUGAACCGUACGAGCCCAGCGGGAGUAAAAAGUUGUCUUCGUCUGUUGCUGUUAAAAGUAAAACACCACCUUCACACAUGGCUUAUGACCCUGGGAGUUACCAGAUGUCAUCAGGAGGUUAUAAUCCUACCCCUGGCUGCAGCAAGUAUACCUUGGAUUCAGACAACCAGGGGAACAAUAGUAACUCCAUGGAAUAUGUUCCUACUUCAGUGAGAAAGCCUCGAUCUCGGACACACACACACCAACUCCCCUCUCCUCCCUCCAGUCCAAAGUACUCAAACAGCACAUCGUCCUCUAAGUGUAAAUACACUGUGGACAAUUCAAAACCAUCAACAGAUAUGGAGUAUGACCCGAUGUCCAAUUACUCGGCAGGAAUCGCAGCAAAAAGUAGGAGGCAGCGGGGUGCACAAGCUGUAAAGACGGAGCGGGGAAGGACACACAAACUAUCAGAUAUAUCAGACGAGGAGUAUGUCGUAGCUGUUAAAAAGCCACGGCAGCAGAGUAUAGACUCAAAAAAGUACACUUUCUCUGAAUCUGAUGAGGAGAGCUCUGGAACAGAGUAUCGACCCACCUCGCUUAGCAAUCUCCAGCAGAGAAAAAGCAACAGCGGGUCACUUUGGGAUGCUGUGGGGAAGGAGAGAAAAGAGAGAACAGAAAGUUUGCUAAAUGCACUGACACAGAGGAACAAAGAGGACAUGGCAGGGGACUCAGACGUCCAGGAAGAUAUUAAACAAAAGGACAGUUUAGAGAAAAAGAAGGUGACUAGUCGAAGUAGUCACGAGAAAAGUGGCAAAUCUGAGAAAGUGAAUACAUUUGUUAAGGAGUCUAACAAAACAACUAGUAGUAAGAGUAGUAGCAGCAGCAGUAAAGACAAAGGGUCCAUAAAGAACUCAAACCAGGACUCUGCAAAGAAGGAGAACAAGAGUCAUGGAAAAAGAGACGAUAUGAAAAACACGGUAAAGAUUAAGAUAUCUGAUAAAGUUCAGAUGGAAGGCAGAGACGAAAAGAGAAGUGAUGGUAAGAUCAAAGUUGCGGAAAAAGUAAAAACGGACUCAAGCAAACGAGAAAAAGAUACCGAAAAUGGUGCAAGGGAAAGCAAGAAACCCAAAAUAUCAGAGAAGGAAAAGGAACACAGCAAGUAUAAGGACCGCCAACACAAAAAUGGUAAGCUUGAUAGCAGUAAAAAAGAAAAGGAUGCAAAGAAAAUUAGUAAAAGCAGUUCUAUUGGCGGAAACCGUAGUAACAGUAAAGGGACUUCUGCAGUGAACAGUAAAGAUGAGGUGAAGCAAAGCAUCGGCUCAUCAAAUGGGAAAAGACUUAAGGAAAAACGGCGAAGUCUGAGUCUUAGCCACGCUGAUCUGUUCGGAGAUGAGAGCCCAGAGGAGGUCAAAACAAUUAUGGUGGAUGAUGAUGAUGACGACGAUGAAGAACCCGAAGAAGUGCUGGUGAGAAAAUCUGCUGAUGCUUUAAAGAGGGGACGUCUGAACAAGAGAAAAGCGUCAGAGCGGACUCCGUCUUCCUCUGACGAUGAGGGUGACUGUGUUAUGGAGGGCAGCGGAGCAGGUGUCGAUGAUGUUGGAAUCGACUUCUCUACUUUCCAGGACGAUCUGGACUUUGACUCAGAUCCCAUGGAGGAGUGUUUGCGGAUCUUCAAUGAAUCCAAGGAUGUGAAGACGGAAGACAAGGGGAGGCAGGCUAAACAGCCCUCUAGGGAUUCGGAGGAGGAGAGAAGCACAGAGAGCACUUUAACCUCUCUCUUUCCCGGUCAAAAGAAGAGAGUCUCCCAUUUUGUUGCCAAAGGAAGUAGUGACGCACCUUCUCCGACUGUUCGGCCGUACAGAAGACUCUCAGCCCAGGAGGUUUGCUACCAGCGUAUGCAGAUGGCGCAGCAGCAAGCUGCUCAGCUCUCUGCUUCAGUCAAAGCUGCCUCAAAGAGGUCCAGCCCCGGCUUUUCUGGAGAGAAAAAGAGAAUAGCGCACCGUCCCGGUCCACAGACAACAUCCUCCAAAACAAGUCCUGCAGAUGUUAAACCAGCUGCCAGUCGAGUGCUAUCCCCCAGCCAGACCCAUCAGACUGUCAAGCCCCAAACCAUCGCUGGCAUCUUGCCCAAGACCGUGUCCACUGCCACGCAGAAGAGAGUGGCACACAUGCCCACCAUGAAGAGCAGUUCAAUGAAGCGCCCCAUCAUCCCUAUUGAGUUUGGGGCCAAAGUUCCCAACAACGUCCGCCAGCGCUACCUCAACACUUUCAUAGAUGAAUGUGUCAAAUUUUGCCCAUCAAAGGACGUUGCCUUCCAGAUGGCCCUUGACGAGGAGAAGCUGGUGUAUGAUCGCAGCAGCAGCAAGAACAUCUACCUCAACGUAGCUGUCAACACUCUGACGAAGCUCCGCAGCAAGAUCAGCUCUUGUCCAUCGCCUGUCACCAAGGACCCGGGGUUAGUUGUCACCAGGAGGGUUCUGUCCCACGAGGAACUUCUCGGAGGUCGUCAUGCUGCUACAACCAGCUUCACUAUCAACAGGAUGGGUAAACAGCAGGAAGAGAAACUCAUCGGAGCCACACUGUACAGGAAGCUGACUGCGUACCUGAUGACGGAGGAGCAGCUUCAGGAGCACGGAUACCCGAGAACAAACCCCGAGGCUGCCGGCAAAGCCAUCAUGUACAACCUCCCAGAGAAAAAGGCCAUCACAGACCCAUUCAACAAGGUAUGCUGUCGAUGUGGAGCGGAGUAUAAGAUCAAUGCCAAUGGCAACUGUGUACGGAAAGAAGAAUGUAGCUUUCACUGGGGACGAUUACGCAGACAUAAAGUCUCUGGAGGCUGGGAGACCAACUACAGCUGCUGCGCUGCGACUGUUGGCGCUCCAGGUUGCCAAGUUUGCAAGCAACAUGUUCAGGACGGGCGUAAAGAGACAUUUGAUGGCUACGUCACAACGUUUAGUAAAGCUCUACCACCAGACGGCAAUGGAGGAGUGUUUGCUUUGGACUGUGAGAUGUGUUACACAAGGCAGGGCCUGGAGCUGACGAGGGUGACGGUCAUCGACUCUGAGAUGAAAGUCAUCUACGAUACAUUUGUCAAACCUGAAAGCAAAGUGGUCGAUUACAACACGCGAUUUUCAGGUGUAACGGAGGAGGACUUGGAGAACGCCACCAUCACUCUGAGAGAUGUCCAGGCCGUGCUGCUCAGUAUGUUCGGUGCUGAAUCCAUCCUCAUAGGACACAGUCUGGAGAGCGACCUGCUCGCUCUGAAGCUGAUCCACAGUACAGUUGUAGACACGGCCAUUGUGUUCCCUCACCGCAUCGGCUUGCCCUACAAACGUGCCUUGAGGAACCUCAUGGCCGACCACCUCAAACGCAUCAUCCAGGACAACGUGGAGGGCCACGACUCGAGCGAAGACGCGUCUGCCUGCUUGGAGCUGAUGAUGUGGAAGAUCAAGGAGGAUGCCAAGGUCAAAAGAUGACCUUUGACCCCUCUGCUCCACUUUCCUCAGUUCAACUUCCUGCCUUCACGUUGGUGUCAGGGAGACAGAGAAGUUCAGGAGGCCUGCACACGCUCUCAGAGAGUUAAGGUCACAGUGUCGGGGGGAGGGAUGCUUCAGCACAGUUGGAAGUUUGUUGUUGCUGCCCGCUGUGCUGAAUAAGAGAACUGCCAGUCCCUUCAAAGCAAUAGGAGCCCAAAUUAACAGUGUUUAUUUGCUUAUUGGUAUUUCAGUUCUAAAUAUAGUUAAUUAAAAUGUAUUUCUGUUUAUUUUGAGCAGUGUCUCUUUUAAGGCCUCAAACAAUUCAUGAAUAAAACCCUUUCUAUAGAAGAACAACUUUAAAUGCCGGGGCAGUGUCCGCUGAACAAUGAUGAAUAAUAUGAUAUUAUGCCAGGCUGUGUCUUCAGCCUAAAUUGCACUAUAGAAAUGCUCUUGUUGUAUAGGGCCCAAGUCUAUGAGUACCUCAUCUGUGUUAUAAAAGCAUUCACUUCUCAUGAAUAACACGUUACCUGUUCUUAGUUACACUUAAGUGCAUUCAUGUCUUAGUCUGUCAAACAAUGCUAUGUAAAUGCUCUUGUUUUUUCACAUUGCACCUCGUUUUUCUUGUCAUUGAUGUUCUGUUUAUCAAGUUAAUUUUGUCUCAAACUAUUCCUAUAAUACUUGAUCAUAUAAAAGACCCUCAGCAGAAAAGUCUCUGCUUACUACCUAUUUGAUAUAGUCGUUGGAAUAUAUCACUGUAUUUUAUAGCUCAGACAAAAUAAUGAUACUAUAUCCACAUGUCAUGUGCACUGCAUGAAACAAAGCCACAGGAAUCAUUGUGAUGGCAGGUAUGACUUGGUAUUCCUCCAUAAAGACAGAAAUUAGGUUCAGUAUUGUUGAAUUCGGCCUGGGUUAAUAACUACAGACAAUUAUAAUUUAGUGAGUACCAGCUAACCUGUGCUGUUUUAUGUUGAAAAAUGACUGAAAAAAUACUAGUGUGCUGUAAAUACGCUACGUUUUCUUUUGUAUUUGUUCAUUUUUUGUUGUCUAUCUUUUUCUAUUAAAAGAUAAUAGUUAAAAGAAAA